GUUGUCUAUUCUUUCCUACCCUCCCACCCCCCUUCACCCCUCUCCAAUCACAGCAUAUAGAAUGCCUACUUCUCUGCAUACAGUAAGCACUCUUGAAAUGUUUGAGUUAUUGAAGACACAAUGGAUCUAUUAUGACAUCACCAGGACUGGAAUACCAUGGUUAACAACCAAUUAGUGACAGGGUAGACCACAAACUCUGGGAGCAGGAAAGACCUCUUCCAGCUUCCUCGUGGAUAUUAUCAUUUGCCUAUACUCGGUGAAGAGAAGAAAUAAAAGAAAAUCACUCAACUUUUCAAUAUAGUUAUCAAAAUGCAAAGUGGGAUAGACAUUGAAUCUGAAUCAGACAAAGAAGUAGUGGAUUCCACCAUCACGUCCAUAAAAGCCCUGUAUAAAUCAGAGGUCCCUAAGCUGGAGAUCCCACUGGCAGUGCAGAAUGUCAUCUCUAGAAUUGAGCACGCACAGCUUUGUCGAGCCAGAGAGGACAUUAAUAUGCAGCUGGCUGACAUACUGUUCAAUGUGCAGCGAAUAAUCAAUCGCUACACUGUUGAUGAGAAUGUGCACUCCGGAAGGAAAAUCUCCCUUCCAGAACAUAAGAAAUGGAGAAUAAAUUUCCUGGAUAAAAUAGUUACUUAUGCUAAGAACAGUGAAAUUAGAGAAAAGACUCUUUUGCACAUCCUGGUCUGGUUGGAAGAAUGGAAUGCCAUUUUGUCUGAGAUGACUGCAAUUGAUAUUGAGGAACACCAUCACUGGAUAGCAAAAAUGGAGUUUUUACCAGAAAUGUACAAAGCUAUUGAGAGCAAUGUCAAGAUACUGAGUAGAAUUAGUGUAUCUUUAUUUGAAGAAAAGAAGAGACAAAAGAAAAAAAUGACAUCUAGAGGUACUCUAUGGAAAUCUUGGAAAGAAAGGGUUAUAAAGCGACCUGCAACAGCUCAUGCUUUAAGACCAGAUCAGAUGAUUAGUGAUGAAUUUGCAACAAAUACAAAGGUUUCAGAAAUCCAAGAUAUGCUACAGGAACUCAUAAACACUGCAAUGUUCAAUAAAUUGGAAAACAAUGCUAUUAAAUAUAUAUCAUCAACAAUAGUAAACCUUUCUAAAGCUUUGAAUACACUAAAUGAUGAAGUAAAAGUUUUUACUCUCCAAAGUGCUAAUAUGUAUAUAAAUGAGACAAGUGAAAAAGAAAAAGAGCUCUCUCUGAAAAUAAUACGAGAUCUCAGUGAACAAAAUGAAAUACUUCAGCAGAAACUUCAAGAUGCAGAAGAAAAAUAUGAACAAUUUAUUUGGUCCAAAGGUAUUGUAGAGCAACAACUACCUACAGCAUUACCCACAUCAACCUUGAAAGCGUUGCCUGAGCUUUCUCCACAAUCAUCCAUUGCCAUUAGCAAAACUGACAUAGAAGACAGUAUGGAAAAUAUUUUGGCUAAAGAAUUUGAAAACAUUAUAGACGAGGCCCAAACACAAGAGACCAAAGCCUCGGGGAUCCAGUGGGACUCAGCAUUUUCAUAUACAGCCCCAGCUGAAAUGACCCCAGAUUUAAUUGAACAGCAAUACCCUUUACCUGAAAAAAACCAAAAAGAGUCUUCUGAAGGUAUCACUGAAGAUAAGGUGUCACUGAAGAAAGAUGAUGACCAGUAUCAAUCACGGAAGAAAAAGCAAAUUAAAGGCUCAUCUAUGGAUGAGACCUCUGGAUCACAUCUGAGUGAUGAUAAAGGUAAACAGAAAGAGACCAAACUUGAUCAUGACUUGGAGCUACAGGCACUGGAAAAGAAUAGAAAAGAAAUGAAAUCCUUUUCUGAAGCCAAACCAAAGUCAUUCGCAGAAUCAAAAAGUCGCUAUGUCCCUACUGAUUACCCUUCUACUGACACAAAAAGACAAAGUGGCAAAAGUGGAACAGGUAGUAUGUGGGAAAGACUCAGGAAGGUCAAACCUGAAUAUUCACAUGACAAAAGCCAGAUUUCUUCAGAGAAUAAAGAAGAACCCACCACUGAGUCAAUGGACAAAGAGAGCAAAAGUGAGAUGAGUAGCCAAGCAGAGCAAUUCAAAUUGACUGAACUUGGUUAUUCCUCUGAGAAAAUGAAAACAAAAGGGAAGAAACGUCAGAUCUCUCCAAGAACCACCACAAGCAAAGAGGGAAAAACUGAGGAUAUCAUAGUCUUAGCCAAGAAAUGCAAGUCUCCUGAACUUGUUAAAUCACAAUCUAGGAUAGCAAAGGAGACUUCAGAAUCUACCAGAGUUCUAGAAAGCCCAGAUGGCAAAAGUGAAGAGGGUAACCUAGAAGAAUUUCAAAAAGCUAUAAUGGCUUUCCUAAAUGAGAAAAUUGAUAACAUAGGAAAGCCUUUGGAUAAAAAGGCUGUGCCAAAAGAGGAGUUAUUAUUAAAAACAGCAGAGGUCGAAAAAUUAGAAAUCAUAAAGGCAAAAAUGGAGGAAUACUUCCAAACUGUGGCUGAAACUGUGGCAAAAAUCUUGAGAGAAUACAAAGACAUAAAAAAUGCAGGACAAGUUGGAGAGAAACCUAUGAAACGAAAAAAGGAAGUCUCAUUUAUGCCAGGAUUGCAUUUUCAGAAGCCAAUUAGUGCAAAGGCUGAAAUUAGCACCUUACUCUCAUCUAAGAGCAUGGACCCAUUAAUUGACAAUUUAAUACAAAUGAUCUUGACUGAAAUAGAAGGUGAAAGAGAUGCUCCAGUAGCCUCAACAGUAGGGAGAGACCACAAGGAAAAGGAAAAACAGAGGUGGGAUGAAUAUUUGCAAGAAGGUCAAGAAAAAGUAUUUGGUGAGGGUCUCAAACACCAUUUGCAAGAGGAAGGGAGUUUCUGGAAAAAGAGCCAUGAGCUGAUAAGUAAAAAAUUGGAGAAGGAAGAGUCAUGGCUCCAAAUGAAGGAGAGAAAGCAGAGGCAACAGAAGCAGAAAUGGUGGCAGGAAGAGGAAGCAUGGAAGGAACAACAAAAACAGACUGAGCAAGAUGUCGAGCAAAUGCAAAGAAAAGAGAAAGGAUAUCAGAAGCCAAAACAGCAGCAGCUGGAGGCAUGGAAUCAAGAAAUGGAAGAACAAUUGGUACCCCUGGAGGAGGAGGAGGAGGAGCAGAUGAGGCCAGUUCAGAAGGGACUGAGACACCCGAAGCUAGAAAUAAAUAGGGAGAAAGAAGAGAAGCAGAAGCCAAGGAGAAACAUAGAAGACCAUGGAAGGCAGAAGCAGAAAAAGACAAAGGAUCAGAGGAAGAUCAAUGAGAAAAGUUCUGACACACUAGAAAAGAUGUUCAGCCAAACUUCAGUGAUGGUGUCUCCCAAAUGGAAGAGCAUACCGAAAGUAGCAUCCCAGUUACACCAAAGAAAAGUGUUCCAUGGACAUCUGAAGACAUUAGAAAAUUUUGCUGAUGGAAAGCACCCUAUACCAAUCACUCCUUCUCCAUCGACACAAUCGCCAUCACCUGGGGCCUUUCCAAUUUCUGGACAGUCUCCCACAAAGACCCUCACUCUAACUCCUCAACAGGCCCAGGAACUGGAGAUCACUAUCACCCCUCAAAAGACCAAAGAACUAGGCAUCAUUGUGGCCCCAGAACAGGCCCAGGCACUGGGGAUCAGUCUUACCCCUGAGCAGACCCAGGAAAUGAGCAUCACUGACACUCUUCAAAAGGCAUUGGGGAUCACUGUCACUUCUCAACAGGCUCAGGCACUUGGGAUCCCUCUCACUCCUGAGCAGGCCCAGGCACAGGGGAUCACUCUCACCCGUCAGCAAGCACAGGCCUUGGGAAUCACUCUCACCCCUGAGCAGGCCCAGGCACUCAGGACCACUGUCACUCCUCAGCAAGCCAAGGCACAAGGGAUCACUCUCACCCCUCAGCAGGAACAGGCACUGGGGAUCACUUUCAUACCUGAGCAGACCCAUGAACUGGGGUUCACCUUCACUGAUAAGCAGGCACAGGCACAUGGGAUCACUCUCACCCCCAAGCAGGCCCAGGAAUUGGGGAUCACCCUCACUUAUGAGCAGGCCCAGGCACUGGGGACCACUGUUAUUCCUCAGCAAUCUCAGUCACAGGGGAUCACGCUCACCCCCGAGCAGGCCCAUGAACUGGGGUUCACCUUCACCGAGGAGCAGACCCUGGCACAGGGUAUCACACUCACCCCUGAGGGGGUCAAGGCACCGGGCAUUACUGUCACCCCUGACCAAGUACAGGAAAUGGAGAUCACUGUCACCCCUCAGCAGGCACAGGCACUGGAGAUCAUGGUCACUCCUGAGCAGUCACAGGCACAGGGCAUCACUCUCACUUCUGAGCAGGCCCAGACACAGGGGAUCACUCUUACCCCUGAGCAGGCACAGGCAGGGGGGAUCACUCUAACAUCUCAGCAGGCCCAAGCACUGGGAAUCACUCUGAGCCUUGAACAGGCCCAGACCCAGGGGAUCACUCUCACCCUUGAGCAGGCCCAGGCACUGGGGAUCACUCUGACCCCUCAGCAGGCACAGGCAGGGGGGAUCACUCUCACCCCUCAGCAGGCCCAGGCAAUCAAUCUGACCCCUCAGCAGGCCCAGGCACUGGGGAUCACUCUCACCCCUCAGCAGGCACAGGCAGGGGGGAUCACUCUCACCCCUGAAAAGGCCCAGGCACAGGGGAUCUCUCUCACCCCUGAGCAGGCACAGGCAGGGGGGAUCACUCUCACCCCUCAGCAGGCCCAGGCAAUCACUCUGACCCCUGAGCAGGCCCAGGCAGGGGGGAUCACUCUCACUCCUCAGCAGGCCCAGGCACAGGCGAUCACUCUGACCCCUGAGCAGGCCCAGGCAAAAGGGAUCACUCUCACCCCUGAAAAGGCCCAGGCACAAGGGGUCACUCUCACCCAUGAGCAGGCACAGGCACAAGGGAUCAUCACUCUUACCCCUGAAAAGGCCCAGGCACAGGGGAUCACUCUCACCCCUGAGCAGGCCCAGGCACAGGGGGUCACUCUCACCCUUCAGCAGGCACAGGCACUGGGGAUCACUCUGACCCCUGAGCAGGCCCAGGCACAAGGGAUCACUCUCACCCCUGAAAAGGCCCAGGCACAGGGGAUCACUCUCACCCCUCAGCAGGCCCAGGCACAAGGGAUCACUCUGACCCCUGAACAGGCCCAGGCACUGGGGAUCUCUCUCACCCCUGAGCAGACCCAGGCACAGGGGGUCACUAUGACCCCUGAGCAGACCCAGGCACAGGGGAUCACUCUCACCCCUGAAAAGGCCCAGGCACUGGGGAUCACUCUGACCCCUCAGCAGGCACAGGCAGGGGGGAUCACUCUCACCCCUCAGCAGGCCCAGGCAAUCAAUCUGACCCCUCAGCAGGCCCAGGCACAGGGGAUCACUCUCACCCCUGAGCAGGCCCAGGCACAGGGGGUCACUAUGACCCUGGAGCACACCCAGGCACGGGGGAUCCCUCUCAUCCCUGAGCAGGCCCAGGCCCAGGCAAUCACUCUGACCCCUCAGCAGGCCCAAGCACUGGGGAUCACUCUGACCCCUCAGCAGGCACAGGCACAGAGGAUCACUCUGACCCCUCAGCAGGCCCAGGCACAGGGGAUCUCUCUCACCACUGAGCAGGCCCAGGCACUGGGGAUCACUCUGACCCCUCAGCAGGCACAGGCACGGGGGAUCACUCUCACCCCUCAGCAGGCCCAGGCAAUCAAUCUGACCCCUCAGCAGGCCCAGGCACAGGGGAUCACUCUGACCCCUGAGCAGGCCCAGGUACUGGGGCUCACUCUGACCCCUCAGCAGGCACAGGCAGGGGGGAUCACUCUGACCCCUCAGCAGGCCCAGGCACAGGGCAUCACUCUCACCCCUGAGCAGGCACAGGCACUGGGGAUCCCUCUCACCCCUGAGCAGGCCCAGGCACAAGGGAUCACUCUGACCCCUCAGCAGGCCCAGGCACAGGGGAUCACUCUCACCCCUCAGCAGACCCAGGCACAGGGGAUCACUGUGACCCCUGAGCAGGCAGAGGCACUGGGGAUCACUCUCACCCCUGAGCAGGCACAGGCACUGGGGAUCACUCUCACCCCUGAGCAGUUCAAGGCAUUGCUGGUCACCCUCAGCCCUGAGAAAUGCCAGGGCUUGGGUUUCAUACACACCCUUGAGAAAGUUCAUGCAUGGGAGUCUCCUCUCACUGCAUCACAGGCCCAGAAAUUGGGUGUCCCUAUCACUCCAGAAAAUGCCUGGGUCCCAGCUGUCACUCUUACCCCUGAACAGACCCAGGCUUUGGGUGCCCCUCUCUCCUUAGAACAGGCUCAAGCAUUAGGUAUUUCUCUCUCUCCAGAACACUUCUGGGAAUCAGAUAAAUCAGACAAAUCCCAUGUCUUAGGAUUUCCCCUUACCCUUGAGCAAGUCCAGCCUUUGGGAGCUCCCUUCAUUCCAGGGCAAUCCCAUCCCAUGGGGGUAGAUGACCUAAAAUCAAGAGCACCUCUCAUUAAUGAACAGCUCUCACCACUUGGUGUCCAUCCUCUUUUAGAACAUACCCUGAAAGUUGGGAUUGUGCCUGUUACUGAUAAAUCUGUCACACCAAGUGCUCCUCACAUUUCUAAGAAGUUACCCACGUUGGAUCCUUCCAGUCUUAGAUCACUUCAAAAAUUGAAGGCUUCUGUCCUUCCUAGGCAAUCCCCAGCAUCUGCUGCUAUUGCUGAGAAAUCCUCUGCAUUGGAGGUCUCUCCUAUUCCUUUGCAGAUAUCACAGUCUCCUCUCUCCCAAGCCCCUGGUAAAUCACUAGGAGUGAGAAUUCGUUCUGAGCCUGGGAAACUCCUUGCACCACAGACUUUUCCUUCCUCUAAACAGACCCUGUUUUCUAAAGGUCAAUCCACCUCUGUUGAGUUUGUAGCACCAGAGGUCCCACUGACUCCUGAGAAAUUUCCCAUAGCUGAGACCCUGCCAACUUCAGGGCAGCCUCUUACACUGGAGACCCUUCUCGGCCUUCAGCAGUUCUUUUCCUCUUGGGGCUCUAGGACUCCUCAGCUACCUCUGAUAUCAGAAGCCCCUCUGGUCUCCAGGCAGCCCCUUAUAUCUGGAGUCCCACUCACCUCUGCACAGAUUCCUGAUCUCUUGGCUCCUCUUUCUCCUAGGAAGCCCUUGGUUCCUGGAACCUCUUCCAUCCAUGGGGAGCUCCUGGAACCUAGACCCUUAAUACUCUCUGAGCAGCCCCAGGCAUUCCAGCCCGCUGCUACCUGUGAUCAAUCUCGCUAUCUACAAGCCCCUUCUCCCCUUGGGCAGCGUCAAGCUUCCCCACUGUGGAUCCCUCCCACCCCUGGGCAUCUUCCAACAUUAUGGACCUCUCCAACUCCUGGAAAGCCCCUGAAAGAUUUGUCCUCUUCUGUCCCCAAGAAAAGUAAGGAAAGAUUGGCAAUUAUUUCUUCUCUGAAACCUAAUUCAGCAUUUGUUCAUCCCAGUGCUACUGAUUUCAAGGUAACUCAAGCCCCUUUCACCACUAAGAAGUUCCAAAUAUCAGAGGCGUCUGACACUUUGGAAGAAAUCCCGAUAUGCCAUGAUCCUAUUGCCAUGGAACAAUUUAGAACAUUUCAGUCCUAUCUCACCAAUUACAGGACACCAGUAUCACAAACCCCUUACAUUCCGACUCUCAUGAAGCCUAUAACAUCACUACCCUCUCUUACGACUAAACUACCCAAAACAUCACAGAUCUCAUCUUCUGAAUGGGACCAGAAAUCCAAGUUCUCCCCUAUAGACAAGUCCUGGAUGCUGACUUCAGUUUCAGGUACCAAGAAACCCAAGAUGCUGGUGCCCCCUUCCACUCCCCAAGAGCUCAAAGAGCAGAGAUAUUUUGUUGAUGUAGAGGCUCAGAGAAAGAACCUGAUACUCUUAAAUCAGGCCACAAAAGCUUCUGGACUUCCUUCACAACUACACACAACAGCUAGGAAUCUCAUAAUUGAGACACUUCAUACGGACACAGUUCGGCUGGGAUACUUAUUCCACAAGUACAUUGCUUACAGGCUGAUCCAGCGUGCAAGAAACAACCUAAUCAGGCGAUUACAAGUGAUCAAAAACACCGGGAAAGGUUAUGAAACCCGGAACCUCUACAUAAUGCUGAGCAGAAUUGAUGAGUACCAGAAAAAGGUGAUGCAGGUCUGGACCAACAAGCAGAAGUCUUUAGAGCAGAAACGGAAUCAGUGCCUGAGGAAAAUGAUAUUCCUAUUUAGCCAGCUUCAACAGACAUAUAGAUUGAAUCUUAGUCAACCUAUCCCUUGCAUCAUCGACAAAAAGCAGAUACCUGCCUCUACCAAAUCUGUUCAACAAUCAUUCCUAGAGCUGCUAAUAGAAGACAGAAAGUCUGACACAUUGAAGAAAUUUCGACAAGAAGACCAAAUGGAAGCCAUCUGGAAUGCUGAUCUGUCAACUUCAAGCUACCCAGUAACAGAGAAGACAUCAAUACAUUCACUCUGGGCCCAGCUGGGUGGGUACCCAGAUAUUCCUAUGCUACUCCAGUUAGAUGUUCAAUCUACCUUCAGAAAAUCUCUUGGAUCCAUUAAAUCACAGUUUAAGAAGAUUCCCAAGUGACUGUAAAAUUAAAUACAAGCAUGUUGAAAGUAAAUUUCAAAGUUACA
Messenger RNA from Acinonyx jubatus (cheetah), 8549 nucleotides. RefSeq names its product family with sequence similarity 186 member A (gene FAM186A). The coding region runs from base 310 to 8502 and encodes 2730 amino acids. The record is from RefSeq and is a predicted model, not a curated record. The transcript has 8 exons. NCBI's taxonomy places the organism in Eukaryota, Metazoa, Chordata, Mammalia, Carnivora, Felidae.